CCUUAUUCAUAGCUUCCACCUCCAGGUUGACGGAGGAAGGUGUCGAGGGAUGCUCAUGGCGCCUUCCUUCCUAGGUAGGUUCAUCCUUCACCUUCCUGCUCCUUCUCAAGGGCUGUCUCGGCCUCGCCUCUUUUGCUUCUUCCACACAAAUAUCCCAACCCUCCACAGAAUCACCCUUCGGACACUCUUUCAUCAUCAACUCUGGGAAUCCAUCAUCACUCGUUUCCUCCACCUUCACUAGGACGUUGUCAUUUUCCGACCUUCUCUAAGCAACACCACCUCCACUCGUUAUUCCCGCCACCCGCUCAACAUGUUGAAGCCGCUCCUCACUCUGUUGCUGGCUGCCAUGGUCGCGGCUCAGGCCAACCACGUCAUCUACGGCUUCGAGUACCUUGGAUGCGUCAGCGUCACCUCGGACAAGUUCGACGCCUUUGUCGACUUUGGUAAAGGUUACACCCCUGAGCAGUGCCAGUCUGCUUGCACCGGUCGCAACUACGCUGCUACGUUCCCCGAUGGUUGUCGUUGCGGCAGCAGCAUUCAGAGCUUCCCUGUCGUGAACGAGGCUCUCUGCAGCAACCCGUGCAAUGGCAACACCGCGCUCGGCCAGUGUGGAUUCUUUAAUCCUCCGACCUGCAGCUAUGCCAAUGUGUACAAGGCUUGCAACGAGAUGUCGUCUCCCUCUGCUCCGUCCCCCGCUGGCCCGGCUCCAACUGGUCCAGCUGGCAGUGAUCCCGGUUCAGAUAUCACGUACUCCACCAUCCGACUCCCUCCCAUCACCCGUACCGUGAAGCUGGCCACGAGAUCGACUGUAAUCAUCCAGAGCGUCACACCAGGCGGUGAUGGUCUCACAACUUCCUGCACCGUUCUGUCGGGCACUCCCACUACUCUGUCGCCAGCUUCUCCUUCGGUUCCUACAGUUGUCAUUCAGACGGUCGUUGUUCAUGUCCCGCCGACGAGUACCCCUGGAUUGCAGAGUUACGGCAGCAUCCAGUCGGAUCCUCCCGUGGCUACCGCACCACCGGCUGCGCCAGUAACUGAAACAUAUACCAACCCUCCCGCGCCACCUCAGACGACUCCCAGCGACCCUGGUGUCACUAGUCUGACCCCGUACGAUGACCCUCCCGUCGUCGUUCCUUCUCUGGGCAACGUCACCAUUCCCGUCGCUACAUCUACUCCCGACGGACCAAUGUUCCAGACGCUCAUUCUGACGGACGACCCUCCUGCUGCCACCGCGACAUCCACUCCAGCCAUUGUCACCCAGAGCCCAGCCCAGCGACUCACGGUUGGGGGCUUCGGCGUCAUCGCAGGUGCCCUGAUCGCGAUGGGCUUCUAAGCGACAGGUUUCUGAUCAAUAAUCGCCCAGGUGUGAGCGCGUACGAGACGGAGAAGGCGAAAGUGAUGAAGGUGGACAGACGAGAUCAUUACUUGGAAGAUUUUUGGAGGCUGUGAGGCCUGAUAGUCACCGACAGCCAUUAGUUCAGGGGCGUGAUGCUGGGGAAAGUUGCUAGCAUAGUGUCAGGCUUCUGUCAUGUCGCCAACAUUAAGAGAAUCAUCUGUCUUAUUCCCGAUGCGUACUUGUCAGUGAUGUUUCCACAAGCGUGAGAUUGAGCUAUCAAAGUUGUAAUACCGACACGGGUUGCGUUGGUGACUGAU
Colletotrichum phormii is the source of this 1653-nucleotide messenger RNA. RefSeq lists its product as uncharacterized. The transcript has 2 exons. Bases 311 to 1333 code for a protein of 340 amino acids. NCBI's taxonomy places the organism in Eukaryota, Fungi, Ascomycota, Sordariomycetes, Glomerellales, Glomerellaceae. The record is from RefSeq and is a predicted model, not a curated record.